AUGGCCCUCAGGCGAGUCCUCGUCGACCGAAUCGUCCGUUCGUGCGCUGCGCGCGCGUUCGCGUCGACGAGUGCGUCUUACGCGUCCGCGCGAGACGCGCUGAAGGAGGAGAGACCGCCGACCGCGGACGAACUCGCGGCGAUUCCGCGCGAGCGCACGAGAAACUUUAGCAUCAUCGCGCACGUGGACCACGGCAAAAGCACGCUGGCCGAUCGAUUGCUCGAACUGACUGGAGCGAUAAAGCGAGAUGGAAGCAAUAAACAAGUCCUCGACACACUGCCGGUGGAACGGCGACGAGGGAUCACGGUGAAGGCGCAGGCGGUGAGCAUCCUGCACCGCGAGCCGAGCGACGGACAGGCGUACUUGUUGAACCUAAUCGACACGCCUGGACACGCAGAUUUUAGCUUUGAGGUGUCGAGAUCGUUGAGCGCGUGCGAUGGCGCGGUCAUGCUCGUCGAUGCGACGCAAGGGGUGGAGGCUCAGACGAUCGCUACGUUUUAUUUAGCACUCGAUAGGAAUUUGGCCAUCGUGCCAGCGGCGAACAAGGUGGAUAUGACGAGCGCGGAUGUGGAGCGAGUGGCGAAACAGAUGGAGCGUGCAUUCGGAGUUGAACGCGAAGACGUCUUAGAGGUUUCUGGGAAGACGGGUCACAAUGCGGAGAAGGUUUUGAGCGCUGUGGUGAAGCACGUGCCGCAUCCGUCUGGCGAUCCAAACGGGCCGUUGCGCGUGUUGUUGCUCGAUUGCCACUACGACGAUUAUCGAGGCGCGGUGAACAUCGUGCAAGUCGCGGAUGGGGUCAUCAGAAAAGGGGAUAAAGUGUCGUCGUGCGCCAGUGGUCAGCAUUUCGAGGUAUUGGAGCUCGGGAUGAUGACGCCCGAGCGGACGAAGACCGACGCGAUGUACGCCGGACAAGUCGGCUACAUGAUCACAAACGUCCGCGACGUGCGGUCGUCGAAAGUUGGCGAUACGCUUCACAUGAAAAAUGAACCCGUAGAACCGCUCGCAGGGAUUAGACCGGCGAAACCGAUGGUUUUUCAAGGACUAUACCCGGUGAAUUCCGAUGAUUUUGAAAAGCUCAAAGCGGCGGUGAGUAAGCUGACUUUGAAUGAUGCCAGCGUGACGGCGCAAACGGAGAACAGCACCGCGCUCGGCGCGGGGUUUCGGUGUGGAUUCCUCGGUCUGCUGCACGCCGAUGUUUUCCACCAGCGUCUACAAGAGGAAUUCGGCGCGGAAAUCAUCGCGACCGCGCCGACGGUGCCGUAUCGCAUCAAGCACGCCAACGACGAAGCGUAUAUCGAUUGCACAUCACCGCUCGCGAUCCCAUCGGGUGGCUUCCCGUCCAAAGGCACGGAAAUCGAAGAACCUCUCGUCGAGGCCACGAUAAUUUGCCAGCCGCACGUGGUCGGGAAGGUUGUCGAAUUGUGCAUGGACCGUCGCGGCGAGCAACUCGAGCAAAACUUUUUAGAUGAUUCGCGAGUGAUUCUCCGCUACAGGCUUCCACUCGGUGAAGUCGCCGCCGACUUUGCGGAUGAGCUGAAAUCUCGCUCGAGUGGGUACGCGACGUUCGAUUACGACGACGCUGGGAUGGCGAAGAGUGACAUCGUACGCAUGGACGUUCUUGUCAACGGCUCAGUCGUCGACGCCUUGGCUACGCUCGUCCAUCGCAGCAAAGCCCAGCGCCACGGCCGCGACCUCGUCGCGCGCUUAAAGGAAGCUCUCCCGCGCCAGCUCUACGAAGUCGCUCUGCAAGCCGCGCUAGGCAGUAAGGUAAUCGCUCGCGAAACCAUCUCCGCGAUGCGUAAAAACGUCACCGCCAAGUGUUACGGCGGCGACAUUUCACGCAAGAAGAAAUUAUUAGAAAAGCAAAAAGAAGGCAAGCGCCGCAUGCGCCGCAUAGGCAACGUAGACAUCCCCAACGAGACUUUCGCCGGGAUCUUGAGUAAUAAGAGGAACUAG
Molecule: messenger RNA, 1956 nt
Organism: Ostreococcus lucimarinus CCE9901
Lineage: Eukaryota; Viridiplantae; Chlorophyta; Mamiellophyceae; Mamiellales; Bathycoccaceae
Exons: 1
Coding region: 1-1956 (651 amino acids)
Biological process (GO): positive regulation of translation
Cellular component (GO): mitochondrion
Molecular function (GO): GTP binding; mitochondrial ribosome binding; GTPase activity
Source: RefSeq, a predicted model, not a curated record